Messenger RNA from Peniophora sp. CBMAI 1063, 2769 nucleotides. Lineage: Eukaryota; Fungi; Basidiomycota; Agaricomycetes; Russulales; Peniophoraceae. The record is from the annotation of a GenBank genome assembly.
AUGGACACCUGGGCACCGCAAGAAGCAGGUCUACAAGAGAUCCUCGUGACCAUACGCCAAUCUACCACGGAGCACGACCGCACAGUUCAGUCCCAGGUCACCCACAAAUUGAACAGCUUUACGCGCGCACCGGACUACAUCGCUUACCUCGCGCACAUCGUCGCUCAGGCCACGAGCGAGGAUACUCAGAUCCGAACCGUCGCCGCGUAUUUGUUGAAGAAUAACGCCAGACUUAUUCUCAACGCCGCGCCCAACGUUCGCGACUACUGCAAGGCGGCGGUCAUCCAUGCCUUUUUGAACACGAACUCUAUGCUUCGCACGGCUGCUGGCCAGGAUAUUGUCGCUUUCCUUGGUAUCCUUGAGCCGCGUGGAUGGCCCGAGUGCUUGAUGCAACUUGUCGGCAUGCUCGACGCACCUACAGAGGACGCCCAAGAGGCAGCGUUUAGCGUUCUCGAGAAGGCCUGCGAGGAUUACCCUCGCAAAUUGGACGUCGAGAUCAACGGUUCAUUCCCGUUGAACUUCAUGAUACCCAAGUUCUUGGUUUUAACGGAGCACACGAGCGCCAAGAUACGCGGACAUGCCGUUGCUUGCCUGUCGUACUUCGUACCCACCGGGUCCGCUUCACUCACGGCGCACAUCGAUCAGUUUAUUGCGUGCCUUUUCAAGCGCGCUGGUGACGAGGAUGGGACCGUCCGCCGACAUGUCUGUCAGGCGCUAGUUCUCUUACUCGCGAGCCGACCCGAGAAGCUGCUCCCGGAGCUACAGAACGUCGCGGAGUACAUGCUCUACUCGACCCGCGAUCGCAACGAACAAGUGGCGCUCGAAGCCUGCGAAUUCUGGCUCACUUUUGCCGAGGACCCUGAACUCAGCCAAUAUCUCCACCCGCUCCUCCCCCGUGUUGCGCCGGUACUCCUUGACUGUAUGGUCUACUCGGAGGACGACCUCCUCUGGCUGGACGGUGACGACGAAGACGCCGCUGUUCCGGACAGCGAACAGGAUAUCAAGCCCCGUCACUACGGCAGCGGGAAGUCGCACAUUGCCGAUCACGCUGAACAGCCGGGUGCCGACGGCGAGCGUCGCGUAGGUGCUUACGGAGAGGAGUUGCGCGGAAGUGGUCAGGACGAUUUCGAUGACGACGAGGAUGAUGAUGAGUUUGACGACGAGGACCUCAGCACGGAAUGGAACCUGCGCAAGUGCGCUGCCGCGGCCCUGGACGUCCUUGCUGUUCGCUUCGGCAUCGAUCUACUGAGCGUGCUUCUUGAGCCGUUGAAGACCAAGCUGUGGAAUCAGGACUGGAUGCAGCGCGAGAGUGCCAUCCUUGCUCUGGGCGCUAUCGCCGAAGGCUGCAUUGAAGCUAUCGAGCAGCACCUCCCGACCCUCGUCCCGUAUCUCAUCAACAGCCUGCAGGACCCGAAGCCUCUCGUUCGCUCGAUCACAUGCUGGACGCUCGGCCGCUACGCAAGUUGGUGUACCCAGGGAACGACGCAGGAGCACAAGGCGCAGUUCUUCGUGCCGACGAUGGAAGGGCUGCUGCGCAUGGUGCUUGACAACAAUAAGCGCGUGCAGGAGGCUGGCUGCUCGGCGUUCGCCACCCUUGAGGAGGACGCAGGCCCGGAGCUUGUCCCGUACCUCGAGCCGGUACUCCGCAAUCUUGUCUUCGCGUUCGAGAAGUAUCAACACAAGAACAUGUUGAUAUUGUACGACGCGGUCGGCACCCUCGCAGACGCUGUUGGAACUGCGCUCCAAAACCCGACAUACGUCGAUAUCUUGAUGCCCGCUCUCACGGGCAAGUGGGCGAAGCUCCGCGACGACGACAUGGAUCUCAUCCCGUUGCUUGAGUGCCUCGCAAGCGUGACGAUCGCCAUGGGCGAUGCGUUUGCGCCCUAUGCCGGACCGGUCUACGAGCGCUGCUUGAAUCUCGCGCGCUCCUCCCUGAUUGCGUAUCAGGCCUACCAGCAGAACCCUGACCUGGACGAGCCCGAUAGGACUUUCCUAGUCGUCGCGCUGGACCUUUUGUCGGGUCUGACGCAGGGACUCGGCAUGCAUCUCGCACCGCUCAUUGCACGAGAUGAGGCCGAUUUCUUCCAGGUCCUGGUCUUAUGCUUGAAGCACCCUCAGGCGCCCGUUCGCCAGAGCGCCUACGCUCUCGUCGGAGAUCUUGCGAUGACGACCUUCCCGAUCUUGCGCCCGCACAUGGCGGCCGUGAUGGCGGAGCUCGUGCAGCAACUCGACCCCGAGCCUAAGCUCGAGUUUGUCAGUGCGUGCAACAACGCUGCUUGGUCCGUCGGUGAGGUCGCGCUCCGCUAUGGUCGUGCCGACCCCGAGUUUGCGCAGUGGGUCCCCACACUUGUAGGACGGCUCGUUCCCAUUUUGCUCCACCCCAAGGCUCCGCGAUCACUACACGAGAACGCGGCAGUCAGCAUCGGCCGCAUCGGUCUCGUUCACCCCGAGAUCGUCGCACCUCUUCUUCCCGAGUUCGCGCAGGCGUGGUGCCAGGCCCUGUACGAGAUCAGGGAUAACGAGGAAAAGGACAGCGCGUUCCGUGGUCUGUGCACACUGGUGCAGCAUAAUCCGGCCGGCAUCACCAAGAGCCUGCUUUGGUUCUGCAACGCGAUUGUGAGGUGGCAGGCGCCGAGCGUGGAACUCAACGAGAUGUUCCGUGCAUUACUGCAGGGUUUCAAAGCCCACGACGAGCAGGGAUGGGCGGCGCAGGUUGCAAGUUUCCCCCCGGUCAUCCAGGCACGCCUGGCGGAACGCUAUUCCGUUUAA